AUGGCCGUAAAAAAGCAGUUGGUUGAAAUUUGGCUGGAGUUUGCCGGUCUAAUCCCUGACAUGCCGAGUCCAAUCAAUGACCUUUCAAGCUUGUGUGUGUACUUCUAAUUUUGUGUCCUUAAGAAAAUCUGGUGGCCCAGUGAUGGGGGACGCAACGAUGAGCGUCGCAGCGUCCAACCCAAAUGAGAGUGUUCACAUCGUCAGAGAAGGAUGGGUCCAAAAACGCGGUGAGCAUAUCAAGAAUUGGAGACCUCGAUACUUCGUCUUAAGGGACGAUGGCACCCUGGUUGGAUUUAAGUCCAAGCCAGAUCAAGAAAUGGCAGCUGCAGCUCAACCCCAAAAUAGCUUUACCGUUCGUGGUUGUCAAAUAAUGCCAAUGGAUAAACCUAAGCCUUUUACUUUUGUGAUCAGAGGUUUGCAAUGGACGACAGUUAUUGAGAGAACGUUUCACGUUUAUACAGAACAAGAACGGGACGACUGGGUAAAAGCUAUUAAGUUCGUUGCCGAGAGAAUAGAAAAUGUGGAGCUACAGCAACAAUCACAAAUGCAACAAUCGUCGUCGUCGGAAGAUGUGGAUAUGGAGCAAAGCGGAAGUGGCCGUUCGAAUUCGUGCGGAUCCCUCGGUGUUUUUCAAACAGAUUCCAAUGGUGGAAGUAUCGAUGAAUUAUCCGCCAAAUUUAGUGUUCAGGGAACUUCGAAUAGUAAAAGUUCCGGGAAAAAGAAAGUUACGCUGGAGAAUUUUGAAUUCUUGAAAGUUCUGGGCAAGGGUACGUUUGGAAAGGUUAUUUUGUGUCGAGAAAAGGCGACGGGGCACCUCUACGCGAUAAAGAUUCUUAGAAAAGAAGUUAUUAUUCGAAAGGAUGAAGUGGCGCACACACUUACGGAAAAUAGAGUUUUAAGAACCACGAAUCACCCUUUUUUAAUUUCCCUGAAAUACAGUUUUCAAACAGCAGACAGGUUGUGUUUUGUGAUGGAAUAUGUGAACGGAGGAGAGCUUUUCUUCCACUUAAGUCGCUCCCGCAUUUUCAGUGAAGACCGGGCUAGAUUUUACGGAGCUGAGAUCAUUUCAGCUCUAGGUUAUCUCCACUCACAGGGAAUUAUUUACAGAGAUCUGAAACUUGAAAACUUGCUUCUCGACAAGGACGGGCACAUUAAAAUUGCCGAUUUUGGACUUUGUAAAGAAGAUAUAACAUAUGGAAGGACAACGAAGACGUUUUGCGGAACGCCAGAAUAUUUAGCACCUGAAGUUCUCGAAGAUAAUGACUAUGGACGAGCUGUGGAUUGGUGGGGAGUUGGUGUUGUAAUGUACGAAAUGAUGUGUGGAAGACUUCCUUUUUAUAAUACCGAUCACGAGAAACUUUUUACCCUUAUCCUACUGGAGGAUGUAAAAUUCCCCAAGGGAAUGACCCUUGAGGCGAGAGACAUGCUAACUGGAUUGCUGAAAAAAGAUCCAAACAAGAGACUCGGUGGAGGGCCAAACGACGCAAAGGACAUAAUGGACCACGCUUUCUUCUCGUCGGUAGAUUGGUCCGAGCUAGUGCAGAAAAAAAUUGCUCCUCCUUUCAAGCCCCAAGUAGAAUCUGAUAUAGACACUCGCUACUUCGACAGAAUGUUCACUGGUGAAAGCGUAGAGUUAACUCCUCCCGAUCAAGGCGGUGUUAUGAGCAGUGGAAGUGGCUUAAAUUCCAUAGCAGAAGAACAAGAGCAUUUCCCUCAGUUCUCAUACCAGGACAGUCACUCUACCGCUGAUUCUUCCAAUCCCUCGAACUCGAACCCGAACAAUCACUGACACAACAUUACUUUAUUUGACUUACGCUUUCUAGAUUGCGUCAGCAGAUGAAUUGAACCGUUGCCUUCGUUUUGUGAAAUUCUUAUAAAGUGGUUCUUGAGCGAAGGAUUACACUCGUAAGGGUACAAGGCUUUCAUACUUUCAAACAGAUCGGCUGAUGAAUCGCCUUUUCGAGGUCUGUGAUGUUUUUCUGCGAAUCUUUAGCUACUUUACAAACAUAUCUUCAAGUGACAGAUUACAAUAUACUCUGUAUGGUAAUUGGCUAUGAAAGCCUUCAUCAUACAGUACGAUCCUUUUCAUUUCCUUCGAAACUGUCAAGUUGCAAGAAAAGCUUGGGUGAUAUUUACAACAAGUUGUAAUUUUACCUGGAGAGUGUUUUCACAUCGCAAGGAAUAACUUGAUAAAUUUACGAUCACCGGUGUUGGGAUAGUUAUUAAUCAACUGUACAAUCACGACUUACCACAUGCGGUAUGUAAAUUGAAACUUUGUAAAUAAUUUCGAUAUAAUAUUAUAAUGAAACGUUGGAAACGAACGGAAUCGGUUCACGCAAAUAAAUACAAUUUCUAUUUUAAAAAAGGGUAGAAAUCCUCUCAUUGCUUAGCGCGUGAGGACUCGUUAUUCUCCUUUCUAAAUCAAAUAAAAUUACCCAGCGGGCACAAAACUAUGAAAAUCCCAAGAAUGCCCUUGGGACGUUUCUAGGAUAUCCAAAAGACAUGCUAUAGAAGACGUCUUAGGGAUGCCCCACAGCUCGCGAUAAAUAAUCAAUUUUCUGAUUAUAGUCAAGUAAAAUUAAAACUGAUUGUAGGUAUUAUCCAAGUUUUCUUUACAGUGCUGCCAAAAAGGAUUGAACGGAUUGCAUCAAUUUUUGCUUCCUUUUUUAAAAGCGUAGAAAAUCUUCCUGGAGGAAUUUUUUCCAGGUAGAUUUUAAGAAGAGAGUAGAUCUUUCUUUUGUCGACGAUUUUUUUUUUAUGACAUUGAUGACUAUAUUUUAUAAGCUCCUGUUCAAAGAAAGAUUCACUUCAUUUUCGCUUACAUUACACGAACUAUUGCCAGAAGCAGCAAAUAUUUUAUAAUCAAGGAUCUAGAUUAUCUACAAUAACAAUUCGUAAAAUCAAAGUGUGAGCGAUGCAUAGCGUGAGAAAAUAAAUUAAAUUGAAACAAAUGAAUUAAUCUGUGAAGCUGUGCAAAAUAUCGCCUUCUAUAAUUGUAUGAAAUAUUCGUAAUGAUUUCUACUUACGACGCGUAGCAAAAUACGUACGGGAGGAAGUGUAAAUGAUAAGUACAGGGAAGCACUUUAUACUCGCAAAGUCCUCCCGCACUGUGCAACAUUGUCGAUUAAUUAUACAUUGAUUUACUGAAUGCGAGAAAAAAAACACUAUACCAAUAAGAAAUUAUACAUAUUAUAUACUAUAAUAAUAAUAUUAUAUAUACAUAUAUUUAUAUUUUAACAAGUAAAUGAUUAUACA
Belonocnema kinseyi is the source of this 3255-nucleotide messenger RNA. It is a transcript of the gene Akt, whose product is annotated as RAC-beta serine/threonine-protein kinase B. The transcript has 8 exons. Gene Ontology annotation, biological process: protein phosphorylation. The record is from RefSeq and is a predicted model, not a curated record. Bases 77 to 1789 code for a protein of 570 amino acids. Lineage: Eukaryota; Metazoa; Arthropoda; Insecta; Hymenoptera; Cynipidae. Gene Ontology annotation, molecular function: ATP binding; protein serine/threonine kinase activity.